Messenger RNA from Aspergillus steynii IBT 23096, 1588 nucleotides. RefSeq lists its product as uncharacterized. Lineage: Eukaryota; Fungi; Ascomycota; Eurotiomycetes; Eurotiales; Aspergillaceae. The transcript has a single exon. The record is from RefSeq and is a predicted model, not a curated record. Bases 479 to 1336 code for a protein of 285 amino acids.
CUGGUAGUAACGCUGUAUACUAUACGUUUUAGGAGCUGGCUACCGUACCUACCUACCUAGUAGGUACCAAGAAACCUGACAUAAAUCACUAUACCAUACUCCCACGGACCCGGGUCCCACGCCGUACACAAAGUGAACACAAUAUAGAUUUUUGACCGCACCCCAGACAGAACAAAUUUCAGAACGAAGCAUUUAUCUCCAAACUUCAUUAUGUGUUUCGGACAUUUUAAAUAUCUACGCAGGUCAAUUAUUCCCUAUACUGCGUGUUAUCUCCACACAUAUCAUGGUUCCUGCCUAGUAGGUUUUCGUAGUAACGAACGCACCUUCCUCAUGUAGAGUGUUCCAAGCCAGUAAGCAAAAGUUCUUCGCCCGUCGCGAGUCGUAGACGUUUCUAGGAGCACAUCCAAGUCAUCGAGUUCACGUUAAUACUUGCCCUUUUUCAUUUCAAGCACUCUUUUCCCCUUACCACUGAGUCCCAAUGGCGCGACGAGUGGUGGACAAGUCUUUGCUCAACUUGGUCGACUGGGCUUUACGGACCCUGAAGCAUCGCGGCUUCGUGGAUCCGAAGGAGAUCCAGAAGAGGGAAGAUGAGGCCAAGGAAAUAGUGGCAAGGAACGAGAACGAGGUGACGGAAGGCCGAGUCCAGCAUUUCACGCUGUCGACUAUCACCACCCAAGAUUUGCGGGAGAUCUUCGGGCUUAGGCCUAAGAAGGGUGGGCCGCACUGGAUGGCACCUCUGGCAAUCAUGCCAACCUCUCUACACACCGCGCUCGAAAGAACCGACAGGGUUAUGAGGGGGUCCCGACGCAACGAGGCGCUAGUCCGUGCUCGGCUCAAUCAUUUCCUAGUUCAUUCUCUCGACGCCGUGCACCUUCGGCUGCCGGCUGACCAUCAUCUUGCCUUGGCAAUGGAGCGUCAGCUCGAGACAGUCAAGGGCCCGGUUCGAGUAUCGGGAUGCGCCGAUUAUACCGCAUGGUAUAAGGACCGAGAUAAGCCAGAAAACAAUGUGGUGAUUGUUGAAGCCAAGGCCGAUAACCCUGGGCAAGGGAAAUCGCAGAUCCUUGGUGCAAUGGCUAUCGUAUCCGUGCUCAGAGAGAAGGAAGGAAAGUCCAAUGUUGUUUACGGCAUCUUGUCGGAUAGCGACGAAUUUUUCUUCUACCGCCUCGAGGAUAUGACUUACAUCACUUGGCACAGAAUUUGGGAGAGCGGCGAGGAAGACCAGCAUGCCAUUGUUGGUGCCCUGCAAACCAUAUUUUCUGAGGCCAGUACGAUGAUUUCCCCCAGUGUAUCUCUCGAGGCCGGCCAGCCGAUGGACUUGGAUGCCCAGGCUUCUUAGUCGGGUGCAACUGUUCUUCAUAUGGUCGCGACCUUGGACAUGUCGUUAAAAGGUCCCCCUGUGCCUACUGACCAGGCCAGGUGUCUUGUGGGAGAAGGGAAGAAAAUACCUGAUCCCGGUAGGGGCUUACUCCAUUCGUGGAGUUUGGAAGCCACCCUUUGUGGCCUGACACACCCAAAGGAACCUACCACCGUAGCGGAACAGCAAACCGCGUUACCAAACUCCAAAGGAAAAUGUCGAAAACCGGGUGGC